GAGUUAAAAAAGAUUCACCGGAACUUAACGCAAAGCGGUGUGAUUGAGUUGUUUGCGGUGUGAUUGAGUUGUUUGCGUAGAGGAGGAGGAAGAAGAAGAAGAUGGCUGAAGAUACAGCGAAACCAAUUAGGUUACUAAAUUUCGUCUCGGAGGACCAGUUAGAUGAAUCGAAGAAAGAAGGAGGUGAAAGAGUUGAAGAUGGAACAUUCCAGAGAGACAGGGCUCUCUUCGAGAUUUUGAAAGAGAACAAAGACAAGAAGGACGCUGAGUUUAAUGAACGAUUCAAGCAUAGACCACCUAAAGCUCUGGAUGAAGAUGAGACUGAGUUUCUUGAUAAACUGGAGAUGUCAAAGAGGGAAUAUGAACGGCAAAUGGCAAAUGAAGAAGAAGAGCAACUUCGUAGUUUCCAGGCAGCGGUUGCAGCACGAUCAGCUAUCAUUCACGAACUUAAGGAUCCAGCACCGCCACCACCAGCUCCAACCACCAAGGAACAAAAACCAACCGGGAAAAGAAAUCCUGCAACUCGUCCAUUUAAGGCAAUCGUAAAAGUCAAGCCAGUACUGAAGAAGGCUAAGGCGACUGAGAAAGAAGAGGAAGAGAUCCCAGGGAAUGAAAAAACAGCUAGCCAAAUCGACCGGACUUCUUUAGAUUCCGUAAAAGGCAAUGUUACAGGUAAAACUACUGAACCUCUGCUAACAGGGUUAGGCUUAGUCUCAUAUAGUGAUGAAAGUGAAGACGAUGAUUAACAUUUUUGUAUUACUGACACAAGAAUCUGUAAACAUUCUCAAUGAAUCCAAACAUUGAAACUUUUUGGUUUCAAGUCUCA
Molecule: messenger RNA, 826 nt
Organism: Camelina sativa (false flax)
Lineage: Eukaryota; Viridiplantae; Streptophyta; Magnoliopsida; Brassicales; Brassicaceae
Cellular component (GO): nucleus
Source: RefSeq, a predicted model, not a curated record